Molecule: messenger RNA, 591 nt
Organism: Chrysochloris asiatica (Cape golden mole)
Lineage: Eukaryota; Metazoa; Chordata; Mammalia; Afrosoricida; Chrysochloridae
Gene: ZNF581
Product: zinc finger protein 581
Exons: 1
Coding region: 1-591 (196 amino acids)
Biological process (GO): regulation of transcription by RNA polymerase II
Molecular function (GO): RNA polymerase II cis-regulatory region sequence-specific DNA binding; DNA-binding transcription factor activity
Source: RefSeq, a predicted model, not a curated record
AUGCUGGUACUGCCAACCCCUUGUCCCCACCCCCAGGCGCUUCUCUCCCUUGAGGCCAUGGAGGCCCCACCCCCUCGGACAGGCGGGUCCCCAGAGCCAGGGCCAUCCUCCACGGGAUCUCCCCAGACCUCUUCCCCGCUGCGCCCCAACCACUACCUGCUCAUUGACACCCAGGGCGUCCCCUACACCGUACUGGUGGACGAAGAUGCGCAGAGGGGGCGCGGGGCCGAGGGGUCUUCGGCCCAGAAAAAGUGCUAUAGCUGUCCCGUGUGUUCACGCGUCUUCGAGUACAUGUCUUACCUGCAGCGCCACAGCAUCACCCACUCGGAGGUGAAACCUUUCGAGUGUGACAUCUGCGGCAAGGCCUUCAAGCGGGCCAGCCACCUGACAAGGCAUCACUCCAUCCACCGGGAGGGGGGCGGGCGGCCGUACAGCUGCCCUGCCUGCCCGAGACGCUUUCGGGAGGCAGGCGAGCUGGCUCAGCACAGCCGGGUGCACUCGGGGGAGCGUCCGUUCCAGUGUCCGCACUGCCCGCGUCGCUUCAUGGAGCAGAAUACAUUGCAGAAGCACACCCGAUGGAAGCACUUGUGA